Messenger RNA from Impatiens glandulifera, 414 nucleotides. RefSeq lists its product as uncharacterized. The coding region runs from base 1 to 414 and encodes 137 amino acids. The transcript is spliced from 4 exons. The record is from RefSeq and is a predicted model, not a curated record. Lineage: Eukaryota; Viridiplantae; Streptophyta; Magnoliopsida; Ericales; Balsaminaceae.
AUGAAAGAAGUUGAUCGAUCAACUCCCCGAGGCAACGCCGGAAUGCCUUCAUCAUUUCAGAUUGGUUGUGCAUUGGUUGGAUCUGUGGGAGCAUUGUCCAACGAAGUUUCGUUGAUCAAUUUAGCAAUUGGACUAUUUACACUUGUUGCAAUUGAAAUUUGUAUGCUUGAGUUUGCUGGAACAUUUUUUCUGAAAUUUAUGGGGUCCUGCAGUAUUUUCAGUGAAGCUGACCUUAUUGAUGCAGAUUAUAUGGAUUAUCGAGUUGAUGGUGAAUUUGAUGUUCGAAAUAGUUUUCUUAGUCCUGUAACUCCUGUUAUAGGUAGACAUACAUAUGGUUCAGAUGAUUCUCUAGGAAGGUUUGUCUAUGAUCCAACUUAUUAUUCUUCCCUCUUUGAAGAUGUUAAUAAUUCAUAA